AACCAUUCUUCUCGUUCUUCCCAAUACAAAUACACAUGCAAGACCGGCAUGUUUAUAUAUUGACAGUUCAUAUUGAAACUUUUAUUGAAAGCUCCAAUAAACAAUAUACUAGUUUUUUAAUCAUAAUUUCAAUUUUCCUCUAAAAUGAGUAAUAAAGGAGAUAAAGACCCUGUACAGGAAGAAAUGUCCGGGAGAGUGCAGGAAGUGGGAAAUCAAGCAAUUUGGAGUUUAUCGAGUUGUAAACCAGGUUUUGGUGUUGAUCAACUUCGUGAUGAUAUAACGGAAACUUAUUGGCAAUCAGAUGGACAAUUACCACACCUUGUGAAUAUUCAAUUUCGCAGAAAAACUACAAUUCGCGACAUUUGUAUUUAUACAGAUUAUAAAUUAGAUGAAAGUUAUACUCCUAGUCGUAUUAGUAUAAGAGCCGGAACAAAUUUCAAUGAUUUGCAAGAAGUGGAAAUCAUGGAUCUUAAUGAGCCGAAUGGAUGGAUUGUAAUACCAGUUAAAGAUUUAAACGAACGUCCAAUUCGUACAUUUAUGCUUCAAAUAGCUGUUAUCAGUAAUCAUCAAAAUGGUAGAGAUACUCAUAUGCGGCAAAUUAAAGUACACAGUCCAGCAAUUGAUAUUGUCGGCCCACCUGCUUCUUAUGUACCAGGACAGUUUCUCACUAAUGAAUUUCAACAGUAUACGGCUAUCAGAUAAAAUUUUAGUAUUCUUAACAAAAUUGUAUUUAUAUUUCAAAUUAAAUAUAUUCUAUGAUAUUGUUUUUUUA
Molecule: messenger RNA, 772 nt
Organism: Leptopilina heterotoma
Lineage: Eukaryota; Metazoa; Arthropoda; Insecta; Hymenoptera; Figitidae
Gene: APC10
Product: anaphase-promoting complex subunit 10
Exons: 3
Coding region: 145-702 (185 amino acids)
Biological process (GO): protein K11-linked ubiquitination; anaphase-promoting complex-dependent catabolic process
Cellular component (GO): anaphase-promoting complex
Source: RefSeq, a predicted model, not a curated record